GGCGUCAACAGCGAACAGUGAUGUCGGCGAUUUAGAUUUUUAUUUUUGAUUUGUGUGGACUUUGUGGUAAAGGGUAAAAUAAAAUGGCGCUAUGGUGAUGCAAACUGCAUGUAGUAGUCGGUGUCACAGUGUCGGUUUCUUAAUAAUAUCGUUUAUUUUACUACAUCUAUCGAUUAACUUUUUAUGUAAAACAUGAAUACAUAUUUCUAAAGAAAAAAAGUGAGAUUGUUUCUAUAAUUUUCCUUAUCAUAUAUUUGAAACGGUAAUGGAGGCUGAUACACCUGCCGAAACUGAGGUGGAUAAAAACGAUAAAAGUGUUGACAUCGCAAAAAUGAAUGAUAAAGAUAUAGUUAUUAAAUUAGAUAUUGACAAAAAAGGUAAUAAUAUAGAAUUUACUGAAAAGAUUGCAUUAAAUAACGGUUCUGGGGUUAAAGAGACUUCCACGAUUAUGGAACAAGCAAAACAAUCAAGUGAAGAUGAACUAGCGCAGGACGACCAUGACGACGUACCAGGAGAUUUCUUCGAUGACUUUUUAAAAGAAGAUUUUAUGGACGGUCUAGAUGUAGUUGAUGAAGAUGAGGGUGAAGACAAAAUUGAAGAUGAUGAGGUGCCUCUGAAACCCAGUAAGAGAAAGAAAAUUACUAUUGAAGUUGAAGAGAAACAAGAAAUAAAGAAGCAGGUACAAAAUCAAGACUUAAGACAAUUUUUAACAAAGGAAAAAGAAAAAAUUAGUAGUAAUGAUUUGAGAAAUGUAUUGAAAGAAAAAGGAUCGCGAAAAUUGAAGAAAUCCAAACCUAAACCUAUAAAUGCUGACGAGUUUGAUAUUCGCAGAGACCCUAAAAAAACCAAGAGAGACAUUGAACGUGAUAAAGCAAGAUGUGAAAAGGAUAAAGAAAAAAAGAUUAUUUCAGAAAAGCUUAAGUUAGUUGAAACAGGUUUAGUUCCUCCUGGUAUGGAAAUGGAAACGGAUCUUGAUGUUAUAAAAAAUCAGAAAUACAAUGAGGAAACUAAGACUUCUGAACCAAAAGGAUCCAAAACAUCUUCAAGAAGGAGGAGUAAUAGUCGCAGUCGUAGUCGAAAACGAAUAAGUCGAGAAAUAAGUUUACCAAGAAGGUCGCCCAUUAGGGGUCGAAAUUUAAGAAGGUCAUCUCCUAAAAUAAGUCCUAGGAGAAGAUCAUCUCCUCGCAGAAGUCCUAGAAGAGUAUCAAGCAAUUUAACAAGACUCAUAAGUCCUAAAAGGAGUCCUCUAAGAGGGAGGUCAAGAGAGCGAUCUCCUAGGAGGUCAAGAGAGAGAUCCCCUAGAAGGUCAAGAGAGAGAUCCCCUAGAAGGUCAAAAGAGAGAUCUCCUAGAAGAUCAAGAGAGAGAUCUCCUAGAAAGUCAAAGACAAGAGAGAGAUCUCCUAGAAGAACUAAAGAAGCAUCUCCUAUAAGAUCAAGAGACAGAGCUAACAGAAUAGAUGCCAGUCUUAGGAGAUCAAUAGAAAGAAUAGACAGGGAAAGAAAUAGAAGUCUUAGGAGAUCAAUGGAAAGAAUAGAAAGAGAAAGAAAUAGAAGAUCAAUGGAUAGAAUAGACAGGGAUAGAAAUAGGAGAUCAAUGGAAAGGGACAGAAAUAGAAGGAGCAGAAGUCAUAAUAAAUAUUCUCCUAGGCAUAAGAGAUCCAGAUCUAGAUCUCCAAAGCGACGCCGUGAUGAUAAGAAAAAAUCAUUUUUACAAGAAAUUGCUGAUAAACUAAACGAAACUAGACCUGCAAAUAUUCCAUAUCAACACAUGAUGCAUCCCAUGCCUUCAGAUAUGUAUCAUGUUGUUGCACACCCACAGAAUUUACAUCAAAAUCCUAUCCCAUGCCCUGCUCCUGUCCCUGUGCCCCCUCCAGUUGUUAAUCAGUUUCAGCCCCAACAACAGUAUGAUCAGAGUUUCUUCAUAGGUACCCCUCCUGCCUUAAAUAGUCCAAAUGUUCCAAUUAAUAUGCCUAUUCAAACAGGUCCUCCUCAAAUGCCGGCGCUGCGCCUGAAUGUUCCGCCACCAAUGUUGCAGAAUGCUGCACCAUCUAAUAAUGCUGCACCAUCUAACAAUGCUGUUUCUAAAUUGUUCCAAGAUAAGAAAAUUACACUUACAGAAUUUCUAUCAAUCACUGCAAAACCGGAAAUUUAUUCAGCAAGUUCCGCUCACAUGAAAGAAAAAAUAAAGGUAAUAUCAAGGUGUCAAGAAGCAAUAAAAUAUCUGGGAAAUAGUGAAAAGAAAUUAACCGGACCGUUCGUGCUCCUCAAGGGAGUUAAGCCAAAAUCAACUGCAGAAAAAUACAUGUCGCCACUAUUAAAGUCUUCGCAUGUCAAGCUGCCCUUCACCGAGGUUCCCAAAAGCGAACAAUACCGGUCGGAAUUCAACUCGUACAUCGACAACCUGUUGGCGAAUUUGGGACUCGUCGAUGAUGAAGUCAUCGUCAUCGACGACGCAGAACCAGCACCUCAAGAGACGAAACGUCCGCAAGACGCACCACCUCCUCCACCACCAAACAUUUCAUCCGGCAGAAAGAACGACCCCAAACCAGCAUUCGAGUUGUACAAGUUAUCCAAAUUCAUUCAAACCGACGCACCGGGUUGUUUCGAUUGCGAUAGACGUAAAAAAAUAUCGUUUAAAACCGUUGGUACACAGUGUGGUAACGAUGGUGUAAUGUUUUCUGUUGGCACGCAGGUGAGCGGCGAUGAUUUUUACAUCAGACCUACGUUGCCUACGAGUCAAUCUUUAGCGUCUCUGACGCCUGCACAGCUUCUGGCCACGUCUGGCAUGUCUAAGCCUAGUAGAAAUUUCGAUGAUAAUGAUUUUGAUAUUCCGUAUCAUAAGAAAUUGCCCGGUAGGUCUGCGGGUUAUGCAUACGGGACGGACGUUUUUGGCGGAAACCGGAUCAGCCCUCCCAAGUUCACUUCACCUGGACCACUUGGUCGACCCUUCGACGCACCCGGCCGACCCUUCGAUCCACCCGACCGACCCUUUGACCCACCCGGCCCAGGAGGAAUGAGGGGCAACAGGCCUGAAGCCAACAGAUAUUCGUUUAAUAAUUACUAUUAAUAUUGUAAGGAACUUUAUAGUUUUAUUUUGUUAUUGGUGUAACCGAAUAUAUUUUAAGUCAUGUGACAACAUAGAG
This is a messenger RNA of Psylliodes chrysocephalus, 3143 nucleotides long. The record is from the annotation of a GenBank genome assembly. NCBI's taxonomy places the organism in Eukaryota, Metazoa, Arthropoda, Insecta, Coleoptera, Chrysomelidae.